Molecule: messenger RNA, 1032 nt
Organism: Manis javanica (Malayan pangolin)
Lineage: Eukaryota; Metazoa; Chordata; Mammalia; Pholidota; Manidae
Source: RefSeq, a predicted model, not a curated record
AUGGUUAUGGUGGUGCUGGUACUUCAGGUCAUGCCUUCUGACAGCUUCUUCUUUUCCAUUGUCCGAGACCCAGCGGCUCUUGCUCGCUCUGCCUUCUCCUACUAUAAAUCCACCUCAUCAGCUUUCCGCAAGGCGCCGUCCUUGGCUGCCUUCCUGGUCAGUCCUCAAGCCUUCUACCGGCCUGGGGCCCGUGGGGACCACUACGCACGCAACUUGUUAUGGUUUGACUUUGGCCUCCCCUUACCACCAGAGAUGAUGACCAAGAGAGGGAAUCCUCAUCUCCCCCGAGAACCCACCCCCCGACAGCUGCAUGUCUUGCCUUCUGGCGCUGACCCUCGAGCCCACACCCUGGAGCCCAGUGCUCUCUUCCAUCCUGCUGCCACUGUUGCUGAUGGUCACAGCCAGAUGUCUAGCCCUGCCUCUUUAAAUGUGGGGUCUCCAUCCUUCAUCCAGUGGAACCUGGCUUGGCUGGACUCUGUUUUUGACCUGGUUUUAGUGGCCGAGUACUUUGACGAGUCAUUGGUUCUGCUGGCAGACGCCCUGUGUUGGAGUCUGGAUGAUGUGGUGGGCUUCAUGCACAAUGCCCAGGCUGGAGGUGUGCAUGGCAGAAGCACUGUCAGUGAUGGCGGGCUGACUGCUGAGGACAGGCAGCUCACUGCACGGGCCCGAGCCUGGAACAACCUGGAUUGGGCUCUCUAUGUUCAUUUCAACCACAGUCUGUGGGCACGAAUAAAGCAAUAUGGCCAGAGUCGGCUGGAGAGUGCCGUGGCACAGCUCCGGGCUCGCCGAGAAGCCCUGGCUAAACACUGCCUUGUUGGGGGUGAGGCUUUAGAACCCAAAUACAUCACUGACCGACAGUUCCGCCCUUUCCAGUUUGGGUCAGGUAAGGUUUUGGGUUAUGUACUUCGGAGUGGACUGAGCCUCCAAGACAGGGAGGAGUGUGAGCGCCUGGCUACUCCUGAGCUACAGUACAAGGACAAGUUAGAUGCCAAGCAGUUUCCCCCAGCUGUCUCUCUGCCCCUCAAGACUUAA